GCCAAAAAGCUUAUUUGACAAUCAAAAGUCAUGAUGAUCAAUUGGUUCAAUUCACUUCUCGUCUUUUUAGUUGUAUUUUCCGUCGCUGAUGCUCGCAUCAAGUUCAAAAAGAUAGAAAUUACUUCGGAUGAAAAUUAUGUGAAGUAUCAACAUUCCAUUGAAGAAAAAGACAAUGUUCCUUAUUUGAGUGUUACAACUGAAGUUGUCAAAGAAAUUGAAGGAGAAAUAAUUAUCAGUGGCAACAUUAGUGUCGUUCACGAAGGCAAAGAAGAACCCAUAACAAGAAUCCUUCCCGUAGAUUUGUGCAAAUAUUUAGCGGGCGAGAAGAAAAGUGUCUUAUUGAAGUUGCUUUGGGAUGAAUUGGGACGUCAUGGAAGUGUUCCUAAAUCUUGUCCAAUAACGAAAGCAACAUAUUCCGUCAAAGAUUUCACUCCUGAUAAGGACAUGAUUCCCGCUGCAUUGCCCGGAGGCGAAUAUCACAUCAAUGUUUUUGCUGAAUUGCAAAAAGAUGGAAAUGUUAUUACUAAUUUGGUUCAUACUGUCGUACAUGUAACGAUCAUGUAGAUUUUAGA
Molecule: messenger RNA, 572 nt
Organism: Culicoides brevitarsis
Lineage: Eukaryota; Metazoa; Arthropoda; Insecta; Diptera; Ceratopogonidae
Exons: 2
Coding region: 31-564 (177 amino acids)
Source: RefSeq, a predicted model, not a curated record